AUGGUGUUUGCUGCAAUAGUUGCUGGCCUUGUGGCGCUUUUAGCGGUUGAGCUUUCCAGCGGGGCCGUAGGAGGAGGAACCAGUAGUAAUAGCAGUGGGUUUGAUCUGCCCCCACAGGCUGUGUUCAUCGAUCCGCUUUCAUUCAAUGUCAUUGGCGCGAAUGGCACCUUCCGCAAUGAUUCAGAACUCUUCAAUCCAACGGGAACUUCACCACCAUUUUUCCAAGCCUUUUCGCAAGGCUUUCUUGAUGUUCUCGGCCCGAAUGCGUCAAUUCGACUUAUAGCUGAAAAUUCAACAUUUGCAUUUGCGCAUGAGGCGCCUAUUUGGGUACCAUCAACCAAUGAACUGUUUUUUGCCAGCAACGAUGGUGGAGCACUUGGAAUGAGCGACAUCGAUCACAACAACCAAGUCUCGAGAAUUAACUUGAGUGACCCAGCGAUUGCUAGUGGGGGUACAAUAAACUACACGAUGGUGCCGCUGUCGGACGUUGUUCAAAUGGACAAUGGCGGUACGCCUUUCCGUGGGCAGAAUUUGCUUGUCACUUCGGGCCGUGGGCCGCUUCCACCAAGUGUCGUACUUGUUGACCCUCAUCCUCCCUUUAACUCGACCGUGCUGCUCGACAACUUCUUUGGCCGCCAGUUCAACUCUCUGAAUGACGUAAAAAUCCACCCAACAAGCGGGAAAAUCUUCUUCACCGACGUUACGUAUGGCUUCCUGAAUCAUUUCCGUCCUGCGCCCCAGCUUCCGAAUCAGGUGUACCGAUUUGAUCCCGACACUGGGGCCCUUCGAGUCAUCGCCGAUGGCUUCGACAGAUGUAACGGCAUUGCGUUCUCUGGCGAUGGGCAGACGGCGUUUGUUACGGACACAGGCUUUAAUGGCGGCUUCCUCGGCAACAACCAAACGGACCCGGCAACGAUUUAUGAAUUCGACGUUGAUCCUAACUCCCAAGUAUUCAAGAAUCGCCGCGUCUUUGCGUACAUCGAUAAUGGCGUUCCCGACGGUAUUCAAGUCGACACACAGGGCAGGGUAUACUCUGGAACGGGCGACGGCGUGCAGGUUUGGAGCCCCGACGGCGAACUGCUGGGCAAGUUCUUCCUCGGCACAACGUCUGCGAACAUGGCCUUUGCUGGCCCAGGUCGCCUUGUGAUCCUGGCAGAGACAGCGAUAUAUCUCGCCCAAAUUGCAGCAAACGGCCUUCCUCUCGAAGACUUCGGAUUCUAG
Messenger RNA from Fomitiporia mediterranea MF3/22, 1221 nucleotides. RefSeq names its product D-lactonohydrolase-like protein. Lineage: Eukaryota; Fungi; Basidiomycota; Agaricomycetes; Hymenochaetales; Hymenochaetaceae. The transcript is spliced from 8 exons. The record is from RefSeq and is a predicted model, not a curated record. Bases 1 to 1221 code for a protein of 406 amino acids.